Messenger RNA from Polyodon spathula (Mississippi paddlefish), 1499 nucleotides. Its product is annotated as COMM domain-containing protein 2-like. The coding region runs from base 138 to 737 and encodes 199 amino acids. The record is from RefSeq and is a predicted model, not a curated record. The transcript has 5 exons. NCBI's taxonomy places the organism in Eukaryota, Metazoa, Chordata, Actinopteri, Acipenseriformes, Polyodontidae.
UUCACACGGAGCUGGGAUCUACAGAAAAUCACAAAGAGGCAAUCAGGUGACUAUAGGAAGCAGAUGAGAAAGAAAGUACAUAUUUAGUGAACGAUUUUAUUUGUUUUAAUUAAGUUGCGCCUAGCAAGGAAAAGAAAAUGCUCUUAGUUCUAACCGAUGAGCAUAAAGAACAUUUGGCAUUCCUUCUGGAGGUUGAUUCUGCAGUUGUAGGGGAAUUUGGAAGAAUCGCAUUGGAGUUUUUAAAGAAAGGAUCCAAUUCUAAAAUAUACGAAGGAGCAGCAAGAAAGUUAAACGUUGCCGUUGAAACUGUGCAGCAUGGAGUGGAGGGUAUAAUGUACCUCCUCACUGAGAGCUCGAAGCUGAUGAUUUCCGAGGUGGAUUUCCAGGAUUCAGUGCUGGUUUUGGGCUUUCCAGAAGAGCUGAAUAAACUCCUGCUUCAGCUUUACUUGGACAACCAGAAGGAGAUCCGGAAUAUCCUCAGUGAACUGGGACCAAACCUGCCUCACUACCAUAAUCUGGAGUGGAGGCUGGAUGUGCAGCUGGCAAGCAGGGCACUGAGACAGCAGAUCAAACCAGCCGUGACUUUCAAACUUCACCUUGAGCAAAAUGGAGAGGAGAGCGCCAAUGUGUUACAGACUGACCCUGCAACCCUCUUGCACCUGAUCCAGCAGCUAGAACAGGCUCUGGGAGAGAUGAAAACCACUCACUGCCGGAGGGUCGUGCGCAAUAUCAAGUAGCAUCAAGGAGUAAGGAUGCACUUCUGGACCUUUUCUUCACACUUGAAGUGCUGUACAUACUCUAUACUGUAAUUUUAGUGUUUUAUUCCAGGUAAAUUAAAGAACAGGUCAGGUGUUGAGAACUAUACCAGCAGUACUUUCUGUGUGAUCAGUGCCGGGGUUGUAGUAUAUCCAUUCCGCACGCAAGCAGUGGUUGUAUCGAAGUUCAUCAGAUCAGGUGUUUAAAUACUGAACUGCAAUGCCUUAUUGUUAUGUAAAUAGUUGAUUGAUAUUUUAAGUGAAGCACAACCCUUAUUUUGAACCGUCAAUGUGAAACAAACAAGCUAGCAAAAUAAAAGUUAAUAAUCUGCUUGGCUAAUUAUUCCAUUUAGAAUUCCAUUUAAUUUACUUUCAAAUGUAUUAAUGGUUAAAUACCCACUUUAGUUCUGAAUUUAAAUGCCUUGUAUUCUAGCAGAAUUGUAAUAAUAUCACAUUAUUGCCAAACUUUCAGACAACCUUAACAAUUGCACUAGUUUACGGAAGGUGCUAAAUUCAUGCACAAUAAGCUGUAAAGUACUUCACAUGUGAAUGAUAAUUGUCAAGUAAGGAUUUCUGUUUUAAUUUUCAUAUUUCAUGCUUUUCUAUUUGUAUAAUUGUUUGAAUCCCUGUUUGAGAGCAGCUUUGCUACUGUAGCCAACAGCUUGCUGAUGGGCAGCCUUGGUACAGCUCCUGAAGCGUUGCUUCUUUAAAGAUCUGGAUGUAUAAUUAAAGAUGUUUACAGUC